CUAAAAGCCAUCCUUCAUCCUCAUACCGGAAGCUGCUGUUCCAGCCGUGAAAGAAGGACGGCGUGGUCUUCAGUUUGCUAUGUCCACCAACAAUAUGUCCGACCCACGGAGGCCCAACAAAGUGCUGAGGUAUAAGCCUCCUCCGAGUGAGUGCAACCCGGCUUUGGACGACCCGACUCCGGACUACAUGAAUCUUCUCGGCAUGAUCUUCAGCAUGUGCGGCCUCAUGCUUAAGCUGAAGUGGUGUGCUUGGGUUGCCGUCUACUGCUCCUUCAUCAGCUUUGCCAACUCCCGGAGCUCGGAGGACACUAAGCAGAUGAUGAGUAGCUUCAUGCUCUCAAUCUCUGCCGUGGUGAUGUCCUAUCUGCAGAAUCCUCAGCCCAUGACGCCUCCAUGGUGAUGCCACCUAGGAGGGUUGGACCAUGGACUCCUGCCCAUCUUCUCUCUGGCUUAGCCUUUGGCUGCCCCACCCUCCCUGAGCUGCCGUCCUAAACUUCCCUGAGUGUGGUCUCUGGGCUCCCAGCUGGAUGGAGGGAAUCUGGCCCUUUCUUUGGGUCCUGUUUCUGCCUUGACAAAGAGAGAACCCUACAGACUUUACUUUUACCUUCCCUCCGCUGGCCACUUUUACGAGAAACACUGUUCAUGUUUCUAAGUAUUCACUUGUUUUCUUAGUGAAACCAGUUGAUAAAAAAAUUUCCACUCUG
This is a messenger RNA of Apodemus sylvaticus (European woodmouse), 704 nucleotides long. It is a transcript of the gene Wdr83os, whose product is annotated as WD repeat domain 83 opposite strand. Gene Ontology annotation, molecular function: protein folding chaperone. Gene Ontology annotation, cellular component: endoplasmic reticulum membrane. Gene Ontology annotation, biological process: protein insertion into ER membrane. The record is from RefSeq and is a predicted model, not a curated record. The transcript is spliced from 4 exons. Lineage: Eukaryota; Metazoa; Chordata; Mammalia; Rodentia; Muridae. The coding region runs from base 80 to 400 and encodes 106 amino acids.